Messenger RNA from Penicillium malachiteum, 2676 nucleotides. It is a transcript of the gene agdC, whose product is annotated as putative alpha-glucosidase. Gene Ontology annotation, molecular function: hydrolase activity, hydrolyzing O-glycosyl compounds; carbohydrate binding. The transcript is spliced from 7 exons. NCBI's taxonomy places the organism in Eukaryota, Fungi, Ascomycota, Eurotiomycetes, Eurotiales, Aspergillaceae. Gene Ontology annotation, biological process: carbohydrate metabolic process. The record is from RefSeq and is a predicted model, not a curated record. The coding region runs from base 1 to 2676 and encodes 891 amino acids.
AUGUUGGGACUAUUCCUGUUCCUGUUACUCGCGCUUGUGCAGGCGACAGUCAUUGGACCUCCCCUUGACGGCCCUGACCAGUGCCCUGGUUACAAUGCGAUCAACAUUAACGAGCACGACAACUCUCUCACGGCUGAUUUGGUCUUGGCUAACGAUGCUUGUGAUCUGUAUGGAAGUGAUCUGCCUAACUUGAAGCUACUUGUGGAGUACCAGAAGGACAAUCGCCUUCAUGUCAUGAUCUACGAUGCCAAUGAGGAGGUUUACCAGGUUCCUGAGUCUGUUCUGCCUCGCCCCUCUUCUCAGAGUACCAACGCCGAUGAUUCUGCUCUUCGUUUCGACUACCAGCCUGAGCCUUUCAGUUUCCGCGUCCUGCGUGAAGAUGAAGUUCUCUUCGAUACUACAGGCACCAAAAUUGUUUUUGAGACUCAAUACUUGAACCUUCGUACCUGGCUUCCUGAUAACCCAAAUCUGUAUGGUUUGGGCGAACAUUCUGAUUCGCUGCGUCUGCCGACUACCAACUACACCCGUACCCUAUGGAGCCGCGAUGCAUAUGGCAUUCCACCAAACAGUAACCUGUACAGUAAUCACCCAAUUUACGUGGAUCAUCGUGGAGAAGCAGGUUCUCACGGCGUGUUCUUCCUCAACUCCAAUGGCAUGGAUAUCAAGAUCGACAAGACCGAUGAUGGCAAACAGUACUUGGAGUACAACACCCUUGGAGGUGUUUUUGAUUUCUACUUCCUAUCUGGACCCACACCAAAGGAUGUUAGCAAGCAGUACUCCGAAAUUGUUGGCCUGCCAGCAAUGCAGAGCUACUGGACCUUCGGUUUCCAUCAGUGUCGCUAUGGGUACCAGGAUGCAUAUGAGGUUGCUGAAGUUGUUUACAACUACAGUCAUGCUCAUAUUCCUCUGGAGACCAUGUGGACAGACAUUGACUACAUGGAUAGCCGUCGUGUCUUUACGCUGGAUCCUUUGAGAUUCCCUCUCGAGAAGGUGACUGAGUUGGUGAAGUAUCUUCACAAACAUAAUCAGCACUACAUCGUGAUGGUCGAUCCUGCCAUUAGUGACAGUGAUAAUGGUGCCUUUAACCGAGGACGGGAGCGCAGCGUCUUCAUGUACCGUGAUGAGAACACUCUGUACCAAGGUGCUGUCUGGCCCGGUGUCACCGUGUAUCCCGACUGGUUCAACUCCGACACGCAAGCCUACUGGAACAACGAAUUCGAGCGCUUCUUCAACAAGAAAGAUGGCGUUGAUAUCGACGGACUCUGGAUCGAUAUGAAUGAAGCUGCAAACUUCUGUUCCUGGCCCUGCAAAGACCCAGCGCAUUACUCUCUCGAGAAUAACCUCCCUCCAUUACCUCCUCCAGUUCGCUCACCUCCACGUCCUCUGCCUGGUUUCCCCCGGAACUUCCAGCCAGUUCAUGGCUAUCGUGCAAAGCGGUCGCUUGAGCUUGGUACUCGAGAUACCAAGGGUCAGAAGGCUGGGCUGCCCGGUCGUGAUUUAAUCUCUCCUCAGUAUCAGAUCGCCAAUGCCGCUGGAUCUCUCAGCAAUAAGACAAUUGAUACCGAUCUCGUGCAUGCUGGGAAGGGUUAUGUGGAGUAUGAUACUCACAACCUCUAUGGUACCAUGAUGAGCUCUGCUUGUCGUGAAGCCAUGCUUCAACGCAGUCCCAAGGUUCGACCUUUAGUUAUCACCCGUAGUACAUUCGCUGGUGCAGGAGCCCAUGUUGGUCACUGGCUCGGAGAUAACCGCAGCGACUGGGACAAAUACCGCAUCUCAAUUGCGCAGAUGCUUCAAUUCGCGUCGAUUUUCCAAAUCCCCAUGGUCGGCUCGGAUGUCUGUGGAUUUGGCGGAAACACAACAGAAGAGCUCUGCGCGCGCUGGGCCACUCUAGGUGCAUUCUACCCAUUCUACCGUAACCACAACGAACUAGGCAGUGUACCACAAGAGUUCUACCGCUGGCCGAGUGUUGCUUCUGCCGCACGCAAGAUAAUUGAUAUUCGUUACCGAUUAUUGGAUUACCUGUACACAGCCUUUCACCGACAGGCAAUAUCAGGCGAGCCAUUCCUGCAGCCACUUUUCUACGUGUAUCCUGCAGACGCGCAAACCUUCGGUAACGAAGCACAGUUCUUCUACGGUGAUGCGAUCCUGAUUUCUCCAGUUCUAGACCAGGGACAAACCUCUGUGAAUGCUUACUUCCCCAAUGAUACUUUCUAUGACUGGCAUACUGGCAAGACCAUUCACGGAAGAAGCAAACCCAUUACAUUGACGGGUAUCGCAAUGACCGAGAUCCCGAUUCAUAUUCGCGGGGGCUUUGUACUUCCAUUACGAUCGCAAAGCGCGCAGACGACGGCUGAGCUCCGACGCCGCGGAUUCGAGAUUGUUGUUGCACCGAACGCAGAUAAUUAUGCAAAGGGUCAGCUGUACCUCGAUGAUGGGGAGUCACUUCAUCCUGCGAGUUCGUCUACUGUGGAGUUUGAGUACAGUCAUGGGAAGUUAGAUAUCCAUGGAGAGUUUGGAUACCGUGCAGAGCAGGUUAUGAUUGAGUCGGUGACAGUCUUAGGUCAGAGUAAGGGACCUGUUCGUCGUCGGGAUGACAUUUUGUUUGAUGCUGAGCGGGAGACGAUGAGCAAGCAGGUCAAUGUCCCAUUGACGGGCCCUAUAGUCAUUUCUUUUUAG